Messenger RNA from Parathielavia appendiculata, 750 nucleotides. Its product is annotated as transcription initiation factor IIE, beta subunit. The transcript has a single exon. The coding region runs from base 1 to 750 and encodes 249 amino acids. Gene Ontology annotation, molecular function: TFIIH-class transcription factor complex binding. Gene Ontology annotation, biological process: transcription initiation at RNA polymerase II promoter. The record is from RefSeq and is a predicted model, not a curated record. NCBI's taxonomy places the organism in Eukaryota, Fungi, Ascomycota, Sordariomycetes, Sordariales, Chaetomiaceae. Gene Ontology annotation, cellular component: transcription factor TFIIE complex.
AUGACCCCGCGCAAGGACCGCGACACGCCGAGCAACAUUGUCUACUCGCAACCCGCCAUGACCGGAACCGGCGACAGUAUCAUCUCGCAGAUGGCCUACGCCGUGUCGUGGCUGCGCAGCAAGGACGAGCCGCAAACCUGCUUCGACGUGCUCGGCUACCUGUCGGCGACGGCGCGUCCGGAGAACGAGCGAGAGUUCUUCGUCGAGCAGAUGCGCCGCCACCCGCAAAUCCAGUGGAUUCCGGACCCGGAUCUGAGCGAGCAGACCUGGCGGUCGGGCACCUACGUGCACCGGCCGACGAUCCCCGGCGUCAAGAACAAGACGCAGUUGCUCGCCUACCUGCAAAAGAAGACGGACGCCAGCGGGGUCAGCGUCAAGGACCUCAAGGACGGCUGGCCCGACUGCGAGGCUGGCAUCAACGAAUUGGAGAAGGAGCACCGGGUGCUCGUGAUCCGCGCCAAAAAGGAUGGCUCCGCGCGCAUGGUUUGGCUCGACGAUCCCAGCCUGUUCCACGAGGUUGACCCGCAGCUCAAGGUCAUGUGGGCGCGCACCGAAGUGCCCAGCCUCGACACCAUUGUGCAGCGCCUAGUCGCCGCCCAGCAGAAACCCGCGUCGGAGGACCCCCGACUCAAGGCGGCGCAGGCGCCCAAGGAACAGAAGAAGAAAAAGCGCGUGCAGCGCCGGGGGGCCAAGUCGACCAACACGCAUAUGGAGCAUUUGCUCAAAGACUACAGCCACAUGAAGCGCUGA